AUGGCAAACAAUGGUGUUCCCUUCCAAGUUCCAUUGCUCACUAAGAGCAACUAUGACAAUUGGAGUCUUAGGCUGAUGGCUAUCCUAGGACCACACGAUGUGUGGGAGAUAGUCGAGAAAGGCUUCAAUGAACCGGAGAAUGAUGGUGGUCUAUCUCAAACUCAAAAGGAUGGUUUGAGAGAUUCAAGGAAGAGAGACAAUAAGGCUCUCUGUCUAAUCUAUCAAGGAUUAGAUGAAGAUACAUUUGAGAAGGUUGCUGGAGCAAAGACAUCCAAAGAAGCAUGGGAGAAGCUUCAGACAUCUUACAAGGGAGCGGGACAAGUUAAGAAGGUACGUCUUCAAACUCUAAGAGGAGAAUUUGAAGCAUUACAAAUGAAGGAAGGAGAACUCAUCUCAGAUUACUUCUCAAGAGUCUUGACGGUUACUAAUAACCUAAAAAGAAAUGGUGAGAAGUUAGAUGAGGUAAGAAUCAUGGAGAAAGUUCUUAGAUCAUUGGAUUCAAAAUUCGAGCAUAUCGUCACUGUGAUUGAAGAGACAAAAGACUUGGAGACUAUGACAAUGGAGCAACUUCUUGGAUCACUACAAGCUUAUGAAGAAAAGAAGAAGAAGAAAGAAGAUAUUGUGGAGCAAGUUCUCAAGAUGAGAAUUGAUCACAAGGAAGAAAGUGGCCGAAGCAAUCUAAGACGUGGUGGCGGUCAUUUCCGAGGACGAGGUCAUGGUGUAAAUGGACGAGGUUGGAGACCAUAUGAAGAUAACUCCAACCAAAGAGGAGAGAAUUCAUCAAGAGGUCGUGGAAGAGGAAACCCAAAAUCAAGGUACGAUAAAACAAACAUCAAAUGCUAUGCUAUAGUUGUGGAAAGUUUGGACAUUAUGCUUCUAAAUGCAAAACUACAAACCACAAUAGAGUUGAAGAGAAGUCCAACUAUGUUGAAGAAAGGAGUAAAGAAGAAGAUAUGCUAA
Brassica napus (rape) is the source of this 960-nucleotide messenger RNA. RefSeq lists its product as uncharacterized. The record is from RefSeq and is a predicted model, not a curated record. Lineage: Eukaryota; Viridiplantae; Streptophyta; Magnoliopsida; Brassicales; Brassicaceae. The transcript has a single exon. Bases 1 to 960 code for a protein of 319 amino acids.